Messenger RNA from Micropterus dolomieu (smallmouth bass), 1234 nucleotides. RefSeq names its product oxysterol-binding protein-related protein 11-like. NCBI's taxonomy places the organism in Eukaryota, Metazoa, Chordata, Actinopteri, Centrarchiformes, Centrarchidae. The transcript has 5 exons. The coding region runs from base 548 to 1219 and encodes 223 amino acids. The record is from RefSeq and is a predicted model, not a curated record.
AGCCAAUUUCACAUGUGUAUUUGAUUGCUUACUUAUUUGUUUAUUAAAUAAAAUACAUGUAACUCAUUAGGAUCCAAUAAGAAAACGAUUGAAUUAAACAUGGCUCAACUUCCGGUUUGGUAAAAUUUGUUCCGUUCUGUAAAAAGUAUUUAUCUUUUUUUUCCGGAGUGUGACAAGGACGUUUGAGGGAUUUAUCUGGCUUUUGUUAAUUUAAUUACCAUUUCACUUUUCUCCUCUGAACACGGAAGUCUGAGCUUGUGAGCUGGUCACAUGACUGUUUUCCUGCCAAAGCAGUAAAUAUCAGGAGCUAACAGGCACACGCUAUCUGGCUACUCCUUCUAUCAGCAGAAUAGACGUUUUUUUAACCUAACCAGUUAACAGUCCAGAGUCUGUUGUGUGGGUGGUGCGUUUCGAUAAGCGAUGACCCGACAGCUUCCCUUUGUGUUAUAAGGGAGGCUUGUCCACUUAAUCAAAUCUGUGGUGAUUUAGCUAGCUUAACGCUAGCAAGCUGUGUUAGCGUCUGAAGGAGGUUUCGUUGCUAGUGACUAUGCAAGGGGAAACCGCGGCUAUACGAAUCACGGAAAACGAAGGCAAGCUGGAUGUAUUUCCCCAGAACAGAACCCCAAGCUCGGGGAGAGCAAGUGCUAAAGGCUGGCAGUAUAGUGACCACAUGGAGAAUAUUGAUGGCUACUUGAUGAAAUACACCAACCUUGUAACAGGCUGGCAGUACAGGUUCUUUGUCUUAAACAAUGAGGCGGGCUUGCUGGAGUACUUUGUCAAUGAACAGUCACGGCCACAGAAGCCCAGAGGCAUGCUCCCUCUGGCAGGGGCCGUCAUCUCCCCCAGCGACGAGGACUCUCACACCUUCACUGUCAACGCCAUCAGUGGGGAGCAGUACAAGCUCAGGGCCACCGAUGCCAAAGAGAGGCAGCAUUGGGUGAGCAGACUGCAGAUCUGCACACAGCACCACACAGAGGCCAUGGGGAAGAGCAAUCCCCCACCCAAGUCCCGGAGCUACUCGAUGGCAUCUCAAGGCAGCGGCAGCUCACCCAUGUCCGUGCGCCGGCCCAGCCAAAACCCCAACAACUUAUUUGCCUGGUCGCAGGUGAACAAGGGUUCGUCGCUCUACUCCAGCAAGCGGUCUCUGCUCCCAGACCACCUGCUGGACGCCAGAGAGGUACAGCUAGCCAGAGACACUCUGCUCAGCGUGUUAGGCUGACUUACAAAUUUAUUU